Anopheles bellator is the source of this 2725-nucleotide messenger RNA. RefSeq lists its product as uncharacterized. The transcript is spliced from 7 exons. Gene Ontology annotation, molecular function: protein binding. The record is from RefSeq and is a predicted model, not a curated record. Gene Ontology annotation, cellular component: PRC1 complex. Lineage: Eukaryota; Metazoa; Arthropoda; Insecta; Diptera; Culicidae. Bases 70 to 2559 code for a protein of 829 amino acids.
GAUUGUCAAUCGCGGCGGGCGUCGGGGCAAUGAGUGAUCGCUAUCGCCAUCGCCAUCGGUGGUGAUAUCAUGAGGGAAGUGGACACUUCGGAAACAUCCGUCGUAUGGCCUGCAUGGUGUUACUCAGGGGAAACAACGGUUAAUGAAGAUUUACCGCAACGGCUGGUGGCGGCCGCGGCAGCAGUAGCAGCAGCCACAACGACCGUUGCGCCAUCGACGCAGAAGGAGCGUCGCCGCAGAAGACGACGGCGACAGCAGCCUCCGCAGCCUCAGUCGGCCCAUCAGCAGCGAGCGUCAUCGAAUCAAUCGAAUCGCCGCUCGUCAUCAUCGGCGUCCGUGUCGUCACCGUCGCCACCGUCUUCGGUCUUCGUUGGCCGCGGAAAGCGGAAAUCAAUCACCCGAACGACGCCACUCGGCGGGAGUCCCGUCGGUGGGGGCGCUCUCGAGGCCGCCAGUUCCUUGGAGCUGGGCGGAAGCACCACCACCAGCCUGCUGCCGCCGGCGCACCACGGCGAUGGCCGUUGUAGCCCCGCUGCCGCCUCACUGCAGCUGCUAACCGGCUGCCGCGGAGGACGACGCCGAUCGAGCGACAGCGACGGUGGGAAGGCGGUGGGCCGGACGGCGGAGGAGAACGAGUGCUAUCGCUUCGGUGCUAUCGAUAGCCGCGUCCUGCGCCAGCAUCGGGCGGCGCUCCACUCACUCGACAAGAUGCUGAGCGAACGGAUCUACGACAGGAAGAAGUAUCUCAACUCACCCACCGGCGGCGGGGGUGGUGGGGGAGUGAGUGGUACGGCCGGGAGCCCCACGGGAACGCAUGGCGGGGAUCGCACGGGGUUCUACGAGAAGUACCACCAUCGCAACGGGAGCAGCGGUGACGCCGUCAUCGAGUUGAGUCUGAUCAAGAACGGAACGGUGCCCGGGGGAGGCGGAGGUGGAGGUGGAAGCAGCAUAAACGGUGUGGGGGGCUCCAGUGCCCAUCUCAGUGCAAUAGCGGCAAGCAUCAUUAGCGGUAGCAAUGGGAGCAGCAGCAGCGGGAACGGUGGCGGCAUCCCCGGGGACGUCGCUCCGGCGGCGGCGGCUGUCAAUAGUAAUGGCGCCGGUGCCGGGGGCAGCUUAGGCAACACUAACCAAAUUACUAGCAACAAACCUAGUGGCAAUAACAACAACAACAGUAGCGCCAGCAACAACAACAUUGGCAGUGGGCAGUGCAUCAACCAACACAGCAACAGUAGCAGCAUCAAGAGCGAGCGGUUCAGCCCUCCCAACACCGAUGCGCAUUCGAUGGCGUCGAGGUCGCGUAGCGCUACCCCGUCGUCCUUCUCCGGGACGCCACCUCAAACGAUGCACCCCGGGGGCGGUGGCGGCAGCGGCGGCAGCGACGGGUUCCCGGGCGCGAGCGGCUUACUUCCGUCGCCGAACUCGCUGAGCACCGUUGGGCGACCCGAAUUCCAGGCGCGCAACUAUUCCGACUUCAUGCGCAGCCUGGCCGCCAAGUACAACAACAACAACAACUCUAAUGAUGUAUCGCAGAAUAUGAAAAAUUCCUUUCUUGAACCAAAAAUGCGCUUCCCUCAGCCGAAAUCGUUCAUCGAGGGCUCGCUGAGCGGCGGCGGCAAGAAGAGCAGCCCACUUACCUCCACUCAAGUACCUAAUCCAAGUAUUAUGACGUCACUGUUCUCGGGACUUCCAUUCCAAUCGGCCGUCUUCCCGCCCCUGAUCGACAUGAGCAGCACGCAGGCACUGGUCACGCUGGCCCGGGCAGCGAAAGAGUCCGACAUUCACCACAUUCUCAAGACGGACACGGGCGGUGGGCUCAACCGGAAACCGGUGUCCUUGUCGCGCAGCUCCUCCCCUUCCGCGGGCGCUCACCAUCACUUCCCGUUCACGGCCACCGGCGGGUACCUGCCGGGGUUGCUGCCCAGCCACCACCACCACCACCACCAUGGUUUGGCCGCCAGCUUCCCAUCCCAGCCGGUGGUGGUGCCGCCGUCGGCAAGUGCCUCACUCAAGUCCCCAUCGCGGGCACCGGAACCGACCCUGGCCACGACGUUCCCGCUCGACCUGAGCGCCUCCACGCCGACCCCGCCAAGCAAGCGGAUAAAGCUGUCGCCGAGUAACCGCCACCGGGAAGCGUCGCCAGCGCCCAGCUCCACCAACAGCCAGCCUUCGGAUUCGCUGCUCGACCUGAAGCCGACGCUGAGCCGGAAGUGUCACGCACGGAUCGAGGAGAUCGCGGCCUGGACCGUCGACCACGUGUGCGACUUUGUCGCCAGCAUCGACAUCUGCGCCGAGUACGUCCAGAACUUUCGUGAUCAAAGCAUCGACGGUGCCGGGUUGCCGCUGCUGACCGAGGAACACCUGACGAACUCGCUCGGCAUGAAGCUGGGCCCGGCGCUCAAGCUGCGCUCGAUGUUGGCCAAAAAGCUGGGUGGUCCCUGUCCCUGCACGCUCUGUGCCGUUCCGACGCCGCCGACACGGACCAACAGCAGUGGCAGCGGUAGCAGCAAAGGCGACACAACUCCCACCAAUCGGCCCCCGAGCAACGGCUCGAUCGGUUAAUCGGGAGAUCGGGCUUUCUCUCCUUCUGGAUUCAGGAGCCCCUGCCUGUGGGCCCCGAAAAAAAACACAUCGAAACAGAAGCGAUCGCGACGUACUUACACACCGAUGGGCGGCCCACGCGGGGGUGGGGGUUCCUCCACAUCAUCCACACACACACACCCACACA